Schizophyllum commune H4-8 is the source of this 746-nucleotide messenger RNA. RefSeq lists its product as uncharacterized. The record is from RefSeq and is a predicted model, not a curated record. Gene Ontology annotation, cellular component: membrane. NCBI's taxonomy places the organism in Eukaryota, Fungi, Basidiomycota, Agaricomycetes, Agaricales, Schizophyllaceae. The transcript is spliced from 4 exons. Bases 12 to 713 code for a protein of 233 amino acids.
CUCCUCCUUCCAUGUCGACUGAACCUGAAGAGUAUCCCGAGGGAUAUGACGAGUCCUCGCCGGGCGGCGGGUUCUUCGAGGACUACCCAGAUGUAGACCGCCAUUCAUGUCAGCUCUUGGGCCCCACGGCGCUGGUCGUCCAAGCCCUCAUGGGCGUGCUGGUCAUCGCGUCGCUGUUGUAUAAACGGUAUAGGGAAAAGCCUCGUCGACCGUGGCGUAUAUGGCUGUUCGACGUCUCCAAGCAGGUCGUCGGUCAAAUGUUCGUCCACGGCGUGAACGUCCUCAUCUCUGGCGUCGUUUCCCAUCAUACUUCCAACAACGCAUGUGUAUCAUACUUCCUCAACAUCCUCAUUGACACCACACUCGGUGUCGGCUUGCUAUACCUCAUCUUGCAACUCCUCGACGAGCUCUUGACGAACAAACUGCUUCUGAAAGGCUUCAAGUCUGGUAUCUAUGGCACACCACCCUCCGUCAGCUACUGGGCCCGCCAGUCGGCCAUAUACGUCCUCGCCCUCACGACCAUGAAGUUGCUCGUGGUCGGCCUACUUGUACUCUUCCCUGGUAUCUUCAACAUCGGGGAAUGGCUACUCAGUUGGACCUGGUCCGACGAUGGAGAUGGCUUCCAGGUCGUCUUGUGGGUGAUCGGCGGUACUUCGCGUGCAAAGUGCUCAAAUGCUCCCCUAGCACCAUGGGCCUGUUCCCCAUCAUCAUGAACAUCUUGCAGUUCUGGCUCAUCGACUCCAUCG